CGCCGUGCGUCGCGACGCCAGAACAUCUCUGAUACUUGGCCGAAGCUCGUACAGCUCUGACGAUCUCGCGCAACUUUGAUUCUCGCUGCAGUCGUAGAUAGAAGGACUAGAGAGGCAAAUCGUGGUCGAUUCCGCAGGAUCAAAGUUCUUUCUGACUUGUUCUCGUACGCGCGCUUUUGGUUUCCCUUUUCCUCAUCGCUUUUCUGUAUGUUUCUUUUACGGUUUUUCGGCCAAACUCGUCACCUUCAACUGCUCAUCGCUGAGAAGAUGUUCUCUAAGUCGACCUCGGCGCCAAUUUUUCUGCUCGUUGUCGCCAGUGUGUUUCAUGCCGCAAAAGCAGCAAUCAGCAGCGGCCAUCACCGUCAGCAACAGAUAUCAAAUGACGCGGUCGCUAAUAUUUGGGCUUACGAAAUGGGAUCAAAAGUUUUAUACGACGCAUCUCGCGAACAUUACAGAACGAUUACAGACUGUAUGUUUGUUACUUCAGAAAGUGGGCCAUUCAUUUAUAUAUCGCAGUCCGACGACAAAAUCGUUUGUGGUAUAUAUUUUUUAACUGAUCCAGAUCGCAUAGUGGAGAUAUAUUUUCACAAUUUCGACGUGCCUUGCGAUCAUCGUGGACUUCUGGCGGUAAUCGACGGCUGGGAAAUGGACGGCGAAAUAUUCCCAAGCGAGGCCGACCAUCCAUUACCCAUGAAAGAGAGGAUAAACGAAUUCUGUGGCAAGAGCAAAUGGUAUAAGAGGACUUUUAAAAGUUCGCAGAACGCGGCGAUUCUUCAGUAUAGAAUACCGAUGCGCGGGAAAGGCUUCGUCAUAUCUGCGAGAUAUCCGAGAAAUGCGAGGCCCUGCAACAUCUUAUCAGUCAGUACGACGGAUCCGUUUAUACUCCGCAAUUAUGGUAGACAGGUUAAUUGCACCCUCAUGGCAGUAUAUCCCGGCGUUGUACAAAUAAUUGCACUUGGAGUCGGCGGUAGUAGUUUGCAGAGCGUUGCUCACACGACCGAAACCGGCACUUUACAUAAAUGCGAUACGAAGAAUCUGCGAGAUCGAUUGGAAAUCGGAGGUAGUCGCGGUCUGGAUACAGCAAAGCUCGACGUGUUUGAUUCCAUUUGCGGUAUUGAUUCCAAACCAGAUGUAAAAGAGCUCGUGCCGUACGAAGUAACAUCGGUACGAUUGAUAUCGAGCGGUUACUACGAUAACUCAGCGACGGUGAUAAUAAAUCCAAUCAUAAGCGACGAUCUGCUGGAUUCCGCUGCUGGUCUCUGAAGUGAUUGCUUCGAACAUCUUCCUCAUCGUUUGCUGCGUUUGCUACUCGUCAACAUUUGACGUUUAUUUUUUAACGAACAAUUGCAUUCAUAUUAGGUUGUAUAAAUAUUUCUCUUUCGCCGUCUUUCUCUUUCUUGUCAUAGCUUAGAGCUUAUACAAAUACUUAUACAAAUCGUUUAUACAUUUUAUGUAGUAUAUUAAAUAACAGCGUAGAAAGUGGAUGACAAGGCGAGAAGUUUAUCAAGA
This is a messenger RNA of Harpegnathos saltator (Jerdon's jumping ant), 1509 nucleotides long. RefSeq names its product corticotropin releasing hormone binding protein (gene crh-BP). The transcript has 7 exons. Gene Ontology annotation, biological process: hormone-mediated signaling pathway; negative regulation of corticotropin secretion; negative regulation of corticotropin-releasing hormone receptor activity. Lineage: Eukaryota; Metazoa; Arthropoda; Insecta; Hymenoptera; Formicidae. Gene Ontology annotation, molecular function: corticotropin-releasing hormone binding. The record is from RefSeq and is a predicted model, not a curated record. Bases 208 to 1263 code for a protein of 351 amino acids.